This is a messenger RNA of Cygnus olor (mute swan), 4138 nucleotides long. It is a transcript of the gene RASSF6, whose product is annotated as Ras association domain family member 6. The transcript is spliced from 13 exons. The coding region runs from base 867 to 1892 and encodes 341 amino acids. The record is from RefSeq and is a predicted model, not a curated record. Gene Ontology annotation, biological process: signal transduction. Lineage: Eukaryota; Metazoa; Chordata; Aves; Anseriformes; Anatidae.
CCUACUGGUGUAAAUCAGGAAUAAGUGAAAAUCAACAGAGUCACGCUUCUGCAUCAGAUCAGAUUACAAAAAGAGCAAGGUCCUGAGCUCAGAUGCAGUGGGAUGAUGUGAAGCAUGACAGCUACCAGGAGACAGAAGAGGGUGCGUUGGCCUCACAUUCCUGUGUGAAUCAUCAUGGCAUUUUUUCUUUCCAAAGUUUCAGCUGCAUGGAGGAAAAAUCAGUUUGAACAAGAGAGACAGAGCUUACGUAUAUUCUUCCUGCCUGCACCAGAGCAAGGGGUGAAAACAGAGGAACGUGGAGAGGAAGGGGACUGCAGUCUGCAUUUUAUCCAUGAGGGCCCAUCCCCACUGCGUGGGAAGCUAGCUGGCUCUUCGUGGGACUGAUCUUCAUUAAGCAGACUGUAUGUAUACAUCAUGUGAAACCAAGACAGAGUUUUUAGCUCCUUAAACAAAGACCUUUAGCACUGGAGCUGAGAGAAAAUGCUCCUGACCAAGAGCCAAACUGGAGGCUAAAUUGGAACAAAUGCAUCCUACGGAAACUGCUCCUGGUGCAGCCCUGCUGGUAGGACACUGCAGAAACCUUAGCUGACUCCAGGCAGGUCAAUGGCUUCUACUGUUGUAGCAGAAAAGAAAAAAUGCUGAAGCAUGUGCCCCGAGACAUGAUGCAGAAAGAGAUGAAGCAUUUUUCCCCACAUUUGCAUGGAGUUAUGCAUGUGUUUGCUGUGCAGAGUCCAUUAUGCUGGCAAAAAGUAUAUUCUGAACCAGGCAGGGCCUUGCCCGUUGCUGUGGAGUAGACAAAGCAGAAGGAUCCAGCCCCAGAAGAAUAUCACCACUAAUGGCAUUUCAGUUUCAUCUCCUCUGAAUAAAUGAAGAAAGUGACUAUGAAAGCACAGCAUCUACCUUCUGUUGCCAUCAAUGAGGAGAAGUUUAUAACCAGAGAGCAGCUCAGUUCUCUCCUGAAGACCUAUAACUCUUACUAUUCUGAUCAAGAAAAUCUGCAACUGUCACUUAAUCAGCGAGAAGGAAGCGUACCAUUUAUUGAAGGAAUCUUGUCAAUAUUUUGGGGACUCCGACAUCCUAUCCGAUUAAAAAUUCAUGAUGAGAAGCAGAUACCCUCUUUUGUAACCUUAAAGUCAACAGAGAAUGUGGGUUUGUUCCCUGGUAGAAGCGGAAUGACACGUUGGGGAGAAUUUGAUGAUCUACAUCGUAUUAGUGGGGAGACAUUGAAAUCUAAUGAAGAAAAGCUGAACCCUGAGAAAAGUUAUUCAUGUUACGAAAGCAGCACUCUGAAGUCCAAGAGCGAGCAGGAACAUGACUGUACUACCCUGCCCAGGGCGGUCAGCGAUGCUGCAGCUGUAAGGAAGAGGACCAAGUUCCCCAUGAUAGCAAGAACAGAAGUGGAAACGCACAGGUUUUCUAUUAAUGGCCACUUCUACAACUAUGAGACAUCAGUUUUUACUCCAGCUUUUGGAUCAGAAACCAAAAUACGAAUUAACAGCUAUAUGAGAACAAGAGAAGUAAUAGAACAAUUGCUUCGAAAGUUCAAGAUAGAAAACAGUCCGCAUGAAUUUGCACUUUAUAUUAUCCAUGCAUCCGGAGAGAAGAAGCAGCUGAGGAGUGGAGACGUUCCCUUAGUGCACAGACUUCUGCAGGGGCCCUCGGAGAAGAUUGCCAAGUUUUUUCUCAUGGACAGGGAUGUGGAAGAGGUCAGCGGCGAUGUUGCUCAGUAUAUUCAAUUUCAUCUUCCAUUUUUGGAAUCAAUCCUGCACAGAAUAAAUGAAGAAGAAGAACAGGAAAUUCAACAAACAAUUGCAAAAUACCUUAAAGAGAAGCAAUUGAUAAGACAGCACCUUCAAAAUCGAACUGUUAAAAAAACAGAGACUACUGUUUGAUGUGCGUGGCGUAUUGCGAAUACCACCCACUGCUGUUGGCAAAGGAAAGUCUGUGUGCUUUCUUGAAUGUGCCAUGACUGAAGAAGACACAGAGCACACGGGUGUGCAGUGUUUCUUUAGACAAUCAUGCAACUGAAACUGCAUAUGCUCCAGUAUGGCUCUGGAAUACAAGUUGGGAACCACUCAAGAUGCACUAAAUUGUCCAAAAGGCAAAUGCUGAAUCUAACUUGAAACUUCAGAUAGGGAAAAAAUCCCAUCCUGGAAAGCACAAGGCUUUACCACCUAGUAAUUCCAAACCAUUGCUGAGAGUCUAGUAUAUAUGCAAAGUGUUGCAGUAACUAAUCUGCUAAUCAUAACAAAAAAAAAAAAGAAAAAAAUGAAAAUAGUGAAAAAUUAAAAUGGCUUUCCUUCUAUUACAGAAAUGUUAAAUUUUAUUAGGAGGAAGCCGUUCAGUAGAGUUAAAUGGCAAAAGGUAUUUAUGUAUCCAAGAUUGCAGCUAGGCAUUUCACAGCUUACAAAAACACCUACACAAGAGAGACCUGAUAGUCCCCUGGCUUCAGAUUGGUAGAUUCCUAACUCAUAACCUUUGAGCACAAGUUUUAAAAAUACAAAGAGAAGCUCUCCCAAUUUAUUGGUACUCAGCUCUUAAAUGUAUGGGUGAAUGUAUCUCUGGUGUCCAUCUUAAGCUGCAGAGUAAGAACUCUCACUAAGUGCUGUGGUAUCUGCUUGACUGGGUGCUGGAAUGUACCCUAGCGUUUUUUUUUUGAUGAGACAAAUUAUUCCAUGUUAUUUCCUGUGUUUUGGUUCAAAGAUAGAAAGGAAAAGAGUUCAGUGAGAGAGGCUGAAUGUCAUAGCUAUGAUAGGCUGGGGUUGCAUCUUUCUGCAGAUGCAAUCUGUGGACUGUCUGGUUGUUGCUCAAGCAUACAGCAGUCACCUGUUGGUCCUGUCUGUUCGAGUCAUGCUGAAUGGUAAAGUUCAAAUUGUAGAGGUGUAAAUAAAAUCCAAUUUGUGCACAAUUAAGUGCCUUCCUGUAGUAGUUUCUUUUCUUAUGUGGUGUCUGUGUUUUACAUCAGCAGUUCUGGGCUUAUGCAGAUAACAGCAUAAACACUUGAGAGAAUUGGUGUGCAGAAUGUGUUGUCUAGAAAUCAUGUGGAAUAAAUCAAGAAUGAAAAGCUGUACUCCCCUUGAGGUGAUGUUACUUUGGAUGAUAAGUCAAAAAUGAGAUGUCAAUUUGCUAAUUAAGCUGUUGUGCUUGGGGCAGGUACUUACUUUAAUGUACAAUCUAUUAUAAUCCUGCCCAGAAAAAUGAUCGAGAGGAGAAAUAAAAAUAAUUCAGUAGUCAAGAUGCAUGGUAUUAAGAGUUGCCCUAGUUGUGCCAAAUGUCAGUUACCUGAAGCAACAGAUGUAUAUACACAAAUGUCACUGAAAUUACCCAAGCAAACCAUUCAAAUAUCGAUUAGCCAAAUUAUAGGAGAUAGGAAACUCACCAUAAAACAUCACAAGUUGGACUUGCAAGGUAAGCUCAAAUUUCAAUGACAUCUAAACUAGUCCACAGUCAAGUAUUGUUCUCAUCCAAAACCAAGCAGAUGUUGGCCGCUUGAACCGGAGUCAUGCACUGAGGUGUUUUUGGUAUAUUUUGGCACCAGCUGGCCAUACUGAGAACACUAGCAAUGGUGCCAAAGUCAGCACAGAAGCAGACCUCUUGGUCUGGAUUUCAGGCUUUGUUCUACCUAACUUACUCUAAGGAACAAGUCAGAAAUCACAUACAGAGCAAUAUUCAGGUAGCUCAAAUUCAUGGGCAGGGAAGUCUAGCCUGCACUCAUGAAACUGGGGAGUGAUGCAGACCCCUCUGCCUGCACUGCUGUACCUGCUCAUCAUUUUAAUCAAAAAAAAAGUAUUUAGGUUUUAUGUAAAUAGGCUAUUUGUUAGGUGUUUCACUUGGUAAAUGCUUGUAGUUUUAUGAAUGUAACUACUUGGUCUGAGAUGUGAAAAAAAUAAAAUAGGAUCAGUGCACUGACCAUGCGGAAAAGUGUUUGCGAACAGAUUCUCCAACCCUGUCUGUAUGUACACAGUUCCUAAAUGGAACCAUUUUUGCAGUCAUCUGGUGUUAAAUACUAUGAUCCCAUUGGGUUGCUUGUAUUGCUGAAUUGGGACUAAAAGAUACUGGAAAAAUAACAAUGGAACCUAGCACAGAUUACCUGUAAAUUAUUGGAUUUUAAGCACUAGUAAAAUAAAGCUGUUACAUU